Molecule: messenger RNA, 1769 nt
Organism: Toxorhynchites rutilus septentrionalis
Lineage: Eukaryota; Metazoa; Arthropoda; Insecta; Diptera; Culicidae
Gene: caz
Product: RNA-binding protein cabeza
Exons: 8
Coding region: 169-1350 (393 amino acids)
Biological process (GO): regulation of DNA-templated transcription
Cellular component (GO): nucleus
Molecular function (GO): RNA binding; transcription coregulator activity
Source: RefSeq, a predicted model, not a curated record
UUUUCAUAUUUCACUUUCCCUUCAUUCUGCGUUUUUCCCCGAUGAGGAGAACGCGUGUGUAAGUUCAAAACCUGUAAAAAAUUCAUCGUUUGCUGAAGAAGUGAUAGAAGUUUCAAUUUUGGUCAUCAAAAGUGUGGAUAUAAGUCUCCUCCGCCGAGCGAACUAAAAAUGUCAGACCAAUAUUCCGGCUACGCACAGCAGGAUUAUAACGGUCCGAUGCAAUUCUCGGUGCCUCCGCCAUCAAUCGCACAGUCCAAUUUUAGCCAACCACCUCCCAUGGGUGGUGGAGGAGGUUACGGCGGUGGCGGUGGUGUUGGCUCCAGUGCACCUGCUGGUGGCUACGGUGGCCAACAGCAGGGUGCUGGAAACGGUGGCAACGGUGGUUAUGGAGCACAAAAUGAUUACAAAUCCGGUAACCGUGAUGGUGGUUAUGGCGGUGGAAACCGUGGGGGCUACGGUAGCUCCGGCCAGCAAGGCGGAGCGCGAGGUGGUAAUCAAUCCGGUGGCUACAGUGGCGCCGGCAACAAGGGUGGUUUUAAUAACAAAGCAGGAAAUGACGGAGAAAUGAUCACCCAGGAGGAUACGAUUUUCAUCCAGGGAAUGAACCCGGAAACAACUGAGGAGGAGAUCGCUGAAUACUUUGGCGCGAUUGGCGUGAUCAAGAAGGAUAAACGUACGAUGAAGCCAAAGAUAUGGAUGUACAAAGACAAGGAAACGGGUCGCAUGAAGGGCGAAGCCACCGUGACGUACGAGGAUUCCAACGCCGCACAGUCCGCUAUCGGUUGGUUCGAUAAUAAGGAGUUCAAUGGGUCCGUUAUCAAGGUUUCUCUAGCCCAACGAUACAGCACCUGGCAGAACAAGAGCAACAGCCGAGGUGGAUUCAACAAGGGUGGUGGCGGUGGAGGUGGCUUCGGCGGUGGUGGCCGCGGAGGUGGUGGUGAUCGCGGUGGUUACGGCAAUGACCGCGACGGAGGAGACCGUGGUGGUUCUCGUGGUGGCGGUGGAGGUCGUUUCGGUGGUGGCGGAGGAGGUGGUGGUAGUAGUGGUAGUGGUAGUGGCCAGGAACGCGAAGGAGACUGGAUUUGUGGAGACUGCAGCAAUAAGAACUUCGCCUGGCGAAACGAGUGCAACCGAUGUAAAUCCCCGAAAUCUGACGGCGCCGGAGGCGGUGGCGGCGGUGGCAGUUUCGGAAACCGUGGUGGAAGCCGAGGCUCGUUUGGUGGAGGCCAACGGAAUAGCGGAGGUGGUGACCGGGGAGGAUAUGGAAACCGUGGCGGUAGUCGCGGUGGUGGUGGAGGCGCGAUGCGCGGAAAUGACCGCAACCGGGAUCAGCGACAGAGACCAUACUAGGAAAUGAACCCUGCAAAAUGUCUGUCUUAGCAGUGUUAGCUAAGUUAGUCCGUAAGACUCGUCAUCCAUCUCUGCAUCAUCUACAAACGAACAUCCACAGCAUUACAAGAUUCAUUUUAAAACUGAAAACACAGCUUUCUUUGCUGUGUAUCAUUGUAUAGUGAGGUUUGCAGAUAUUCAACAAUACUUGACAACAGGAUAAAAAUCGUUACUCUGAUAUCCGGCGUAUUGAUUUCGAGCAACGGGAUGGGGUGUGAAACGAUACACAAAUACACUUUAGGAUAAUGUAGUCGCUAGAGUUAUUCUCACAAAUACUAAUCCGCGCAACAUAAUUGUGUGAGAGGAAGGAGGCAGUGUUGCGAAAAUAUAAUGUAAAAUUGUGAACGAACUAAUAAAUGAGGUAUAUCUAUCCAACAGAA